AUGUGCUGCGGCCAUCGCGUCGCGCUCACCGCUUUCUUCCUCUAUCUUAUUCCUCAGGGUCAUGUUCAAAUCUCGCCGAAAGGAACUGUUCUUUCGCUCAAGAGGCAAACUUACGACCAGGUUUUUGUACCUAUACUGGCUGAGAAGACGCUACUCCUCGCUGCGAUCAAGAAGUUGGGCGCUAGGAGGUCCUCAAAAGAGGCCGACGACGACGAGGAGGACAUCUAG
Punctularia strigosozonata HHB-11173 SS5 is the source of this 228-nucleotide messenger RNA. RefSeq lists its product as uncharacterized. The record is from RefSeq and is a predicted model, not a curated record. Bases 1 to 228 code for a protein of 75 amino acids. The transcript is spliced from 2 exons. Lineage: Eukaryota; Fungi; Basidiomycota; Agaricomycetes; Corticiales; Punctulariaceae.